CUCUCUCUCUCUCUCUCUGAGUAGCAACUUGGUGCGACACUCUCCUAUCUUCUUUGCACAUCGCUUCUUCUUCUAAUCUUCCUUCCUGCAGCUCGCCAGAGCAUCUCAUGUUGUUUGUUUCCAAACCUAGUUGCACUCUUGUCGGUUGCAUCUCAGAUUGUGUCACCACCCGCGCAGAUUAGGGAUCUUAUUUAGGAUAUCUACAGCUUCCAGAGUGGUCUAUAAACUCCAAGGUCAUAGCUAGAUUCAGUUUCCAAUGGAUAAUCACUCAUUGCCGCCGAGCACUAGCACCACCGGACUUGUGUUUCCAUCUUUGGUGGCUGGAGGAGUCAAACCUGAAGCUGCUUUGGUCAUGGACUGGUCUGCUGAAGAGCAGUAUGUAUUAGAGAACGGCCUAGCAAAAUUAAAAGAUGAGCCCAAAAUUUCAAAGUAUGUAAAGAUCGCUGCUGCUCUACCUGAUAAAACUGUAAGGGAUGUAGCUCUGAGGUGUAGAUGGAUGACGAGAAAACGGACAAAAAGAGAGAAAAACAGUGCUGGGAAGAACAUUAGCAAUAGAAAGGUGGUGGAUACAUCCCCAGAACUGAACAUGCUAGCCAAUCUGCCACAACAAAAUGCUUUAUAUGCCAUGAACAAUAACUACCACAGUACACACAUGCCUUUUGAAGGUAUAAGUGACUCAGUAAUGGCUCUUCUACAGCAAAACGCUCAAGCUUUUAGUCAAAUUUCAUACAACCUCUCCGCGUACAAACCGCAGGAUAACAUCAGUAUCUUUUAUCAGGCAAGAAAUAACAUCAGCGCCAUUCUGACUGACAUGAAGGAGAUGCCUGGUGUCAUGAGUCGGAUGCCGCCUCUACCUGUUUCAGUUAACGAUGAUCUUGCAAGCCGUUUAUUGCCGAGUACAACAACACAGCCAAUACCAUACACCAUUCAACCAAACAUCAACAUGAAGCAAGAGCCGAGAAGUUGA
Messenger RNA from Eruca vesicaria subsp. sativa (arugula), 967 nucleotides. The record is from the annotation of a GenBank genome assembly. NCBI's taxonomy places the organism in Eukaryota, Viridiplantae, Streptophyta, Magnoliopsida, Brassicales, Brassicaceae.